Anguilla rostrata (American eel) is the source of this 2234-nucleotide messenger RNA. RefSeq names its product solute carrier family 10 member 7 (gene slc10a7). The record is from RefSeq and is a predicted model, not a curated record. Gene Ontology annotation, cellular component: plasma membrane. NCBI's taxonomy places the organism in Eukaryota, Metazoa, Chordata, Actinopteri, Anguilliformes, Anguillidae. The transcript is spliced from 14 exons.
UUUACAAUAACAAUGGCGCCGCUCAGUGAGGAAAUAACUGAACGCUUUCAGACCGUUUUUCCCCACAAGUAAUGUACUGUAUCCAACGUGUUCCUCGGCUGGCUGGGAGCGGGCGGUGACAGUUCGAUUAUUUUCGUGAAUACAGUAUGGCACUUUUUGACAGGAUACGGAAGGAAUGGUUUAUCAUCGGGAUUGUGCUUGUUAUCACCUUUGCGAAACUAGAACCUUCAGUUGGAGUGAAAGGGGGUCCAUUGAAGCCGGAGAUCACCAUCACAUAUAUUGCAGUGUCUGCUAUAUUCUUUAACAGUGGGAUAUCAUUAAAGACGGAGGAGCUGACCAGCGCUUUAAUGCACGUGAAACUCCAUCUCUUUGUGCAGUUUUUCACGCUCGCCUUCUUCCCAGUUGCAAUAUGGGUCAUCCUGAAGCUUCUUGCCUUAACCUCCAUUAAUCAGUGGCUGUUAAGAGGGUUACAGACGGUUGGCUGUAUGCCCCCACCUGUAUCAUCAGCCGUCAUUUUGACCAAAGCUGCAGGAGGAAAUGAGGCAGCUGCCAUAUUUAAUUCAGCCUUUGGAAGUUUUCUGGGUAUAAUCGUCACCCCGCUGCUGCUGCUCACGUUUCUGGGCUCCUCCUCCUCAGUGCCCUUCAGCUCCAUCUUCUCUCAGCUCUUCAUGACGGUGGUGGUGCCUCUCAUCGUGGGCCAGGUGUGCCGCCACUUUGUGAAGGACUGGCUGGAGCGGAGGAAGCCGCCGUUCGGCGCGGUCAGUAGCUGUGUUCUGCUCAUGAUCAUCUACACCACCUUCUGCGACACCUUCUCCAGCCCCGGGAUACACCUGGACCGCCUCAGCCUGGUGCUGGUGGUGUUCAUCAUCUUCUCCAUCCAGCUGGGCUUCAUGCUGCUAACAUUUCUCUUCACCACGCGGGUUAGUAGUGGUUUUUUACCACCAGACACGAUUGGAAGCUAGGCAGUCUUGACAGGAAAAACAAACAAAACACUGAUCCUUGGUAUCCCCAUGCUGAAGAUCGUGUUUGAGGGAUAUGAGCACCUGUCACUCAUCUCUGUGCCGCUGCUGAUAUACCACCCGGCCCAGAUCCUGCUGGGCAGCAUUCUCCUGCCCACCAUCAAGUCCUGGAUGAUCACCAGACAGAGGGCAGUGAAAUUGACCAGUCUGCAGCCUGUAUGACAGGACCUUGGAGAGACUAUGGUAACAGACUGAACCAGUGGACCAAAAGGGGGCGCAAGAUCAAACCCCAGCUCUGCCCUCCUACCCCCCCACCCCCACGCCCACGCCCAACACUACCCCUGCGCUCAUUUCUAAUUCUACCCCCACCCCUAUGUCUACCUCCAUCCUCAAUCCCACCCCCAAUUCUACCCCCACCGCUACCCCAACCCCCACCCCUACUUCCACCCCCACCCCUACCCCCACCUCCACCCCAACCCCUACCCCUACUUCCGCACCCACCACCAGUUCUACCCCCACCUCCACCCCCACCCCCAGUUCUACCCCCACCCCCACCACCACCCCAACUCCGGCCCCUACUUCCACCCCAACCACCAGUUCUACCCCCACCUCCACCCCCACCGCCACCUCUCCCCCUACCCCCAGUUCUACCCUCUCCUCCACUUCCACCCGCACGCCCCACCCCACCUUCCCACACCCCUCCCUACCACCCUCGGUGGCAGAUCUCUGCCAGUCCAGUGCCUUAAUGAAACUACCUGGGACCCCCGGCAGCCUGCCUGAUUUCCAUGGUUACAGAGCAGUCUUUCCUUCAUUUUCUAAAUGAAUCUCACAUUUUUUAAAAUCUGUUUUGAAAUGAGGAACUAUUCCCUGCCCACAUGUAGGAACUAAUCUACUGCACCGUGGUAGCAUGGGAAAACUUCCACCUACAGCACCGUUACCGUGGCAACAUGGGAACACUUCCACCUACUGCACCGUUACCGUGACAACAUGGGAACAUUUCCACCUACAGCACCGUUACCGUGGCAACAUGGGAACACUUCCGCCUAGUACACCGUUACCACGGCAACAUGGGAACACUUCCACCUACUGCACCAUUACCGCGGCAACAUGGGAACACUUCUGCCUAUGGCACCGUUACCACGGCAACGUGGGAGCACUUCCAUCAGCCUCCAUGGACUGACUGGGACAGGCGAGCUUCCAGCAGUUCUGUUUUUUACUCUUUUUCCAUUUCCUUUUGAUAUUUUUUUAUUAAAGACUGAACAGUAUGUGUGACAA